GUUAGCCCUCUCUGUCACCCCGUCUGGACCCGGGGCCAACCUGGAGAGACAACCAGAGAGGGAGAGCUAAAUCCUGGUUGCAGAACGAAGAGGAGUUGAAAAGACCAGGGGUAUAUCAGAACCUGGGGGAAAGGAAACUCCCAGAAAAGCUUUAUUAGAGGUUGGAGGAAGCGUCCUUGCUUACUUGGUAUGCCAGAUACAAACAACUCCUGACCUCUGGUCACUUAAACCAGUACUUGUUCCACUGUUGGACUUACAACUUCUGAAAUUGCAUGGGGAGGAGGAGAUAAAUUUGAGGUGUAGAAAGAACCUGGAGGACUCUCCAUGAAAAUCACUUGUUUAUAUUUAUUUGACAGCGGAAGACAUGGUGAAAGAAAUCAGGACUGCUCAGGAAAACUUUUUUUUUUUUUUUUGGUCUCCAGGGUUAUUGCUGGGGUUCGGUGCCUGCACUACGAAUUCACUAUUUCUGGAGACUAUUGUUUCCCUUUUGUUGCCCUUGUUGUUUAUUGUUGUUGUUGGAUAGGACAGAGAAAAAUCGAGAGAGGACGGGAAGACAGAGAGGGGAAGAGAAAGACAGUCACCUAUAGACCUGCUUCACCGCUUUUGAAGUGACCCCCCUGCAGGUGGGGAGCUUGGGGCUCAAACUGUGAUCCUUGAACUUCUGUGCGCCUAAUCCGCUGCGCUACCACCCGCCCCCGAAAACAAUUUGUAUUUAUUUAUCUGAUAGAGGCAGUGAAUUGUUUCCUUUAAUGCAGUGGAGGGCAGGGCUUGAAUCUGGAUCCACAUGGUAAAGGAGCACACUAUUCAUGUGAGCCCAGCUUAUUUAUUUAAUUAUGUACUUACUUUUUAAGAUACUGUUUAGUUCUGGCAACUUUUUGUGUCACAGGUACGUAGUAAGAUUAUAAGCUAAUCAAUUUCAGUCAUAGGUAAGAUCUUUGCAUUCAUUUUGCUUGUCACUUAUUGGCGAUAAUAGUGAGUUUAGUAAAUCUCGAAGGUUUUUGCCUAACAAUGACCUAAAUCCAACAAUUAGUAAGAUUUUAAUCAGACUUAAAGUAAAUGAGAACACUUGGAGUUGUUGGAUCUCUUGGUCAAGCAGCAGGUUGUUUACUUCAGUAAACAAAUCCUGAAGCUUGACAGCUGUGGGUUAGUGUCCUUGAAAACCUGUCAAGAGCUAUGGCUUGUGUGGUUGAAAAACGAGUCACCGAGAACGCAAAUGACAUCAGGCUAAGGCUCGUAUUUCCUACCAGCCAAGGGAGUCCUAUUGCAGUCAGGACAUGAAGGUUGAAGAGAAACGUGAGCUCUUCUGAGAUCCGCAUUUGGUUAGAGCGAUUGCGGAGUAAACUGGCUUAGAACCACAGAACCUUGCCUGGAGCGGGACAAAAGAGCAAACCAUCUCCUAAAGCUCCAAAUACCGCCGGCUGUAUUGCCACGCUAAGACAAAAAAAAAAAAAGGUUCUGACUAGGAAACGAGAAGCAGAAAUGAAACGCAGAAAGGGAAACAACAAAAGCAGUUUGAAGUCUGGUGAGGACAAAAAACGCCACAACCAAAGCCACAUGUCUCCAUUCCUCAACAAGGCAAUCAAAACAAACCCGCGUGGCCCCGCCCAGCAUCUGUCUCUUCGUGGUCACGUGAGCGGCGCUUCCGGAAAAGGCGGGAGUUAGAGCUGCAGUGUCUUCCUGCUGCUCAUCUUGGGAUACCGAGUUUUGCGCCUUCUCCGACCUCCGGUUCCACUCCAGUUUUGGGUCACGGCAGGAUUUUCGUGGUGUCAGCUAUGGCUGCAGGAGGGGAUGUCAGUACUGAUACAGCCGCUGAAGCUGGAGAAGUGAAAGGCGAACAUGUCAAACCUUUUACACCUGAGAAAGCAAAAGAAAUUAUAAUGUCUUUACAACAACCUGCAGUCUUCUGUAACAUGGUUUUUGAUUGGCCAGCACAACACUGGACUGCCAAACACCUUUCUGAGAUUCUUUGCAAUAAGCAAAUACGAUUCAGAAUGGGAAUGAAAAGCAUAGAUACAGUUCCUCAAUUUGAAACGACCUGUAGUUAUGUAGAAGCUACACUUGAAGAGUUUCUGACCUGGAACUGUGGCCAGCCUAGUAUUUCUGGAGCAUUUAGAGCUUAUGAUCCUUCCAAAUUCUGGGCUUAUGCUGACUAUAAAUAUUGUGCCAGUUUAUUUGAAGAUAAGACAAAUAUUUUUCAGGAUGUGAAAUGGUCAGACUUUGGAUUUCCUGGAAGAAAUGGACGAGAAAGCACAUUGUGGGUUGGCUCCCUGGGAGCCCACACACCCUGCCAUCUGGAUUCUUAUGGAUGCAAUUUAGUAUUCCAGGUACAAGGAAGGAAAAGAUGGCAUCUCUUUCCUCCAGAGGAUACGCCUUUCCUUUAUCCAACUCGAAUCCCUUAUGAGGAAUCUAGUGUGUUCAGUAAAGUCAGUGUUGUCAAUCCUGAUUUAAAACACUUUCCUCAGUUCCAGAAGGCUCGAAGAUACAUGGUUAUACUGCACCCAGGACAGGUUCUGUUUGUUCCCAGACACUGGUGGCAUUAUGUUGAAUCUAUUGAUCCCAUCACUGUCAGUAUAAACUCAUGGAUUGAACUGGAAGAGGACCACCAAGCCCGGGUAGAAGAGGCAAUCACUCGAAUGAUUGUAUGUGCCCUGAAAACUGCAGACGAUCCACACAAUAAGAGAGCUUGGCUAAAUCCGACUGAGGUUGAGGAAACAUCCCAUGAAGUCAACUGUCAAUACUUAAAUGGAGCUGUUUCUGCAUUUUUAGAUCAUCACAUGGCAUCUAAGACAGGAGAAAUCCAACCACUGAGAACAAAUAGAAAGUACACAAGAGAUGAAGAAUUAAUUGUGCAUAACCACAUGGAGGUCGAAGGAACAGAUAGUCAAAACUUAACCUUGGAAAAAGUAAAACAGGAGGCAAUAAAUCCCUUUGGCCCUGAUCUGGUUCCUGUGACACUAACUUCUGUAGAACCUCAGUCAGAAAGAGAAGUCUUAUUUAAAAUUGGUUGUGAAGACCAUUUUAGCAGAGACAGAGAACAUUUUGGAAAAUUACAGUCUUCCAAAAGGCAGCGAAUGAUGAGUCAAAGUGAGAGUGCAAUUGAAAGCCUACCGUCUACUUCUCCCAUAUCAGUUUCUACAGAUGACUUGCUGGACUGCUUGGUGAAUCCAAAGGUAACCAGGAUAGUGGCACAGCUUUUGAUUCAAGGAAAAAGUUUAUGAUUCCACAGAAAAAUGAUUUAAAAAUAUUAUUUCUAACGCAACUUUUAAGUAGCGUGAUCCUUUUUUAAAAAAUAAAAAUUGGAAAAGCAAAUGGUCAAUUUGUACAUCUUUAUGAUAAAGUAUUUGAUCUUUCCUAAUUAAGUCUCAUCUUCCCAUUUCAUUUACAGUGUUCUUUGGUCAGCCUUGCUUACUGUUAUUUUUUUAGGCCUGAUUCUCCUGACUCCUCUAAAAAAAAAAAAAAUGUGGUUUAGUAAGAUUGAUCUCACUUUCAUUACAUUUGCAAAAAGACCUAAGGACGUUUUUUUUUUUUUUACCAUUGCUGUGUAAUUAAGAAUUCAAAAAAUUAGAAAAGCCUAUUUAGUUGGUGCUUGUAAAUAUCUUAUUAAAGAGAGUACAAAGAGGAGACUUUGUUGGCAAUUAUUUUCUCAAGUACAUUGGGGCAGAGAAUGUAGCCAAGAGGCAAAUUCUGUUUUCUUUAGUAGGCAUGUCCCAAUAGCAGAAAUAGAUAUUUUCUUUCUUUUCAUUAUUUAGUUGAACAAAUUGUGACUCAUUAACUAUAAAAUCUGUGUAGUACUAGUGAACAAGAGUUUCAAAAAAUAGAAUAGGCUAACUUAUAGACAACUUAAGAAACAAGGACAGAAAGGGGAAAACACAAAGUGAAAUUUAGUUUUGGUGUGGUCUAUUGCAUCGAGUAAAGAUUCUGGGGAAAAAGGGAAGGAGAGGGGGUGGUAUGAUCAUUGAAUUCUUGGUGCAUGAUGGUAGAAAGCAAAAUUGGAGGUGAGAGUCUUCUGAAGACACUUAUCACAGAGAGAUUAGAAAUUAUAACCAUAUGUCAUCAACUAUAGUAUAAAUAAAAUUAUUUUUACAAAAUAGAAUAGGGUGGGAAGCUAGCAUCUCUGGUAAGAUAGAUGCCUUGACAUGCAUGUAACCCCAGGACACAUACUAGCACUUUAUGGGAGUGCUACAGCACUGCAGGAAGCUCCAGUGCUGUGGUGUGUCUCUGUCUCUCUCUCCCCACCUCUGCACCUACCCUCCUCUCUCCCCUUCCUACCUUCCUCUCUUCAUGUAACAGCAAAUUCAGGCCACUGAGGAGAUGAUUACUAUUUUAGCUGUAAGUCUGAUUGAGCUUUUUCCUUCUCACUUGGUUUAUGAAAACAGUUAUGCCACAAACCUCAGCUCAAGGACUUAAAAAAAAAAAGAUGAGAGACCACCCCUGCCCCCAAGGAGAUAGCACCUUCCUCCCUGGCUAAUGUAUUGCUGCCCACAGAACACACUUUCUGAUGCCCACUGGUUCUUCUGGGGCCAGUAACUGUACUCUCUGAACUCAAGGUUAUAGUAUUCACUCUUGCACACAGUGUCACUUUCUGAGGUUUCACUUACACACAUUUAGUAGUUUAAAAAUACUACCUACAUGAUGAUAACUUUGAGACCUUGUUCACGGAACUUUAUUACAGGCUGUUAGAUUGUUUCAUUUUAUUAUUGUUGUUAAUUUAUGCAAAAUUACACAUUAAACUUUAUCACAGUGAUGUAAAAAUUAUAAAAAAAAGCAUUGGCACACAAAAUUUUGAGGGAUCCACAGAAUGUAUUCCCUGAGCACAGAGACUACAGUGAUGUUAGUACUUUGAAUUAUAAAUAUCUUCUACAAAUUGAUGUCUGUGGUGAGACACGGAGUUAUAACUGAGUUAACUGAUUUCAGCCUACAUAUUUUUUUUGCUCUCUAGUGUGAUUCUUUUCAGUUGUGAAAGAUAUCCUUUGAUGUGUGAAAAAGCUGUUAAGUAGGAAAAAAAGCUAAAACUUGUGCUAUAAGUAUGUAUUUAGAGUAAUAUUCUAAAAUUUUUUGUACUACAUGUCUCUAAAAUGCUACUGUCUAAAUGUAAUGAGGUACUCUGGGUAAGAUUGGUAGUCAUAAAAUACCACAAAUAAACUGGGAUUUUGUACAUUA
This is a messenger RNA of Erinaceus europaeus (western European hedgehog), 5160 nucleotides long. It is a transcript of the gene HSPBAP1, whose product is annotated as HSPB1 associated protein 1. The record is from RefSeq and is a predicted model, not a curated record. Bases 1773 to 3218 code for a protein of 481 amino acids. Gene Ontology annotation, molecular function: 2-oxoglutarate-dependent dioxygenase activity. The transcript has 8 exons. NCBI's taxonomy places the organism in Eukaryota, Metazoa, Chordata, Mammalia, Eulipotyphla, Erinaceidae.